AUGCGAGAUUAUCUGGAAGGCAGCUCGCUGGCCACCAUGACCAACCUGUAUACCGAUAUCUUGUCGCGUACCAUGAACGAUAAGAUGUUUCAAGUCAGCAGCUGGACCCAGAUAGAAGACGUCUGGUCGUUCCUCGAGCAAGUCCUUACAAGGUGCUCUGUGGAAUUGCUCUUUGGCUCCGCCAUCCUCAAGCAGUAUCCUGGCCUCAUAAAAGACUACUGGAAGUUCGAAGAAGCUAUCCAAGGCUUCUUAUCAACAGAUGAUUUGUUCAGGACCCCACCUUACAAAGAGUCGCUCGACCGGCUAUGGCAGGGCGUCGAAAAGUGGCUGAAAGUCAAUCACAGUGGUACCGAAUUCGCGAAGACUGGACCUGACGACGCAGAUCUGGAUGGGCAUAGGGGUUCGAAGUUCAUCCAAGAACUUGAUGACAUGAUUGCGAGCAGCCAGCUACCUUCUGAGGCAAGAAUCGCGGAGAUGUUAGACGUAAUGCACUAG
Molecule: messenger RNA, 495 nt
Organism: Alternaria infectoria
Lineage: Eukaryota; Fungi; Ascomycota; Dothideomycetes; Pleosporales; Pleosporaceae
Exons: 2
Coding region: 1-495 (164 amino acids)
Source: RefSeq, a predicted model, not a curated record